Messenger RNA from Lithohypha guttulata, 2007 nucleotides. RefSeq names its product Alternative oxidase, mitochondrial precursor (gene AOX1). Gene Ontology annotation, molecular function: oxidoreductase activity, acting on CH-OH group of donors; flavin adenine dinucleotide binding. The transcript is spliced from 6 exons. The record is from RefSeq and is a predicted model, not a curated record. The coding region runs from base 1 to 2007 and encodes 668 amino acids. NCBI's taxonomy places the organism in Eukaryota, Fungi, Ascomycota, Eurotiomycetes, Chaetothyriales, Trichomeriaceae.
AUGACCGUCCCCGACGAGGUCGACAUCAUCGUAUGUGGUGGUGGCAGUUCAGGAUGUGUACCAGCAGGCCGUCUCGCCAACCUCGACCACAGCCUCCAGGUUCUGGUUAUUGAAGGAGGAGAGAACAACAUCAAUAACCCCUGGGUCUAUCGUCCGGGAAUCUAUCCGCGUAACAUGAAGCUCGACAGCAAGACUGCAUCAUUCUAUUACUCCAGGCCUUCAGAGUUCCUCGAUGGACGUCGAGCAGUUGUCCCGUGUGCACAUAUCUUGGGUGGUGGUAGCAGCAUUAACUUCAUGAUGUACACUCGAGCCUCUGCCUCAGACUAUGACGAUUUCAAAACGAAGGGUUGGACGACCAAGGAGCUCAUCCCACUGAUGAAGAAACAUGAGACAUACCAGCGUGCUUGUAAUAACAGGGACCUCCAUGGAUUUGAUGGUCCUAUCAAGGUCUCUUUCGGCAACUAUACCUAUCCAAUCAUGCAGGACUUCCUCCGAGCCGCGGAAAGUCAAGGCUUUCCAGUUACAGACGAUUUGCAAGAUCUCAAAACAGCUCAUGGAGCAGAACACUGGCUCAAGUGGAUCAAUCGAGACACUGGCCGUCGUUCAGAUGCUGCCUCAGCCUAUAUUCAUUCCACUCGUGCCAAGCACCAGAACCUUCACCUGCAAUGCAACACCAAAGUCGAUCGUGUCGUCAUUGAGAACGGUCGUGCUGUCGGUGUCUUAACAGUUCCUACUAGGCCGGUAGCCGGAUAUGGCGAGCCUAAGCGUCGCCUUUUCAAAGCUCGCAAGCUCAUCAUUGUCUCAUGUGGCACAUUGUCAUCGCCACUCGUCUUGCAAAGGUCUGGUAUCGGUGACAAGAAGAAACUCGAGGAAGUGGGUGUGAAGUGCGUUGUAGACCUACCUGGUGUAGGCCUGAACUUCCAGGACCACUAUCUCACGUUCUCCACUUACCGUGCUAAGCCGGAGACGGAGUCAUUCGAUGAUUUCGUUCGAGGCGAUCCGGAAGUUCAGAAGAGAGUCUUCGACGAAUGGAACAUCAAAGGCACUGGUCCACUUGCUACCAAUGGUAUCGAGGCUGGUGUCAAAGCCAGACCAACCGAAGAAGAGCUCGAGGAGAUGAAGAGCUGGCCAACUCCAGAUUUUAGCCCUAGUGGAUGGGAGAGCUACUUCAAGCACAAGCCUGACAAGCCAGUGAUGCAUUACUCGGUCAUUGCUGGUUGGUUUGGUGACCAUCUCGACAUGCCAGCUGGGAAAUUCUUCACAAUGUUCCACUUCCUCGAAUACCCGUUCUCUAGAGGGUUCACUCACAUCACCUCUCCAGAUCCAUAUGCAAACCCAGACUUCGAUGCAGGCUUCAUGAACGACAAGCGUGACAUGGCACCCAUGGUCUGGAGCUACAUUCAAUCUCGAGAGACUGCUCGCCGCAUGCAAGCAUAUGCCGGAGAGGUUACAAUGAUGCACCCCCACUUCCCUUACGACUCACCUGCCCGAGCUAAGGAUAUGGAUCUGGCCACUCGCAAUGCCUACGCUGGACCCAAUCACAUCACUGCCAAUAUCCAACACGGCAGCUGGACAUUCCCGAUCGAUGAAGGUGACGAGUCAGCACCUGCUAACAUUCUCAGCAGUAACAAGCAGACGGUCAGGCAGCCACUCAAGUAUACCAAGGAUGAUAUCGCCCACAUCGAGAAAUGGGUUCAGCGCCACUGUGAGACUACCUGGCACUCCCUCGGUACUUGCUCGAUGGCACCUCGCGAGGGUAACGACAUCGUCAAGCAUGGUGUACUCGACGAGCGACUCAAUGUUCAUGGUGUGAAGGGUCUCAAGGUCUCUGACUUGUCAAUCUGCCCAGAUAAUGUCGGCUGCAACACCUUCUCGACUGCGUUGCUAAUUGGUGAGAAGUGUGCAAUGCUUGCUGCUGAGGAUCUGGGAUACUCUGGUGAUGCACUGGAGAUGAGAGUGCCUGCCUACCAUGCUCCAGGUGAAUCGGUGGGACUCGCACGUCUCUAG